UUCUUUUGGGGUUUCUUUCUACUACUAGUGGAAGUGCGUUGCAUUCCCUCUCCACCUUUACCUCUUUUCCACCCCUCUUGAUCUUGAGGGACGACGAAAGAAAAAAAAAACAAACAAUACCCCUCAUUUUCUCGCGUUUGCUUUUAUGGGUCUCUAGAUUUUCAUUCACAUCGACCUUUUCUGGAAAGAAAGAUCCAAUUUUGUCGGUUAGAUUUCAUCUGGGCAAGAACCACCCGGAGAGGGGAAAGUUUUGAUCUUUUCGUAUAUUCGAGAGAGACCCAGCAUCAAUAAAAGCUAGGGGCCAUCGGUGAGGAAAAACUGGAUGAAAGGCAAUCAGAAAGAUUCGCCCAAGAAAUCGAUAUGGGAUCGGAUCUCGUCAGCUGCAUCGUUACCCGGAAUCGGGUCUGCAACCCGACCCAUCCCCAAAGUCAUGGUGUGGCUCAUCCUCUUCAUCUCCGUCACUUACAUUACCUACACGCUCAAGCUCGUCUCCACCUCACGCGCCUGUGACGGUCCGAACCCCUUUUCCACCGUCUCCGCCGUCUCAGCCAACGGGUCCGAUGCCUUGAUCCGACCUAGGAAACAAUCUCCCUCCUCCGCCGCCGGAGCUCUGCGGCGGCGCGAGCGGGGGGACUCCGCCGACGAGCCGACCGACCUCCGCCACGUUGUUUUCGGCAUUGCGGCGUCGUCGAAGCUGUGGAAGCAGAGGAAGGAGUACAUCAAGAUCUGGUUCAAGCCCAAGUACAUGCGAGUGUAUGUGUGGCUCGACAAGGAGGUGAGGGCCGACGCCGGAGACAAGGACGAGCUUCCCCCGGUGAAAAUCUCCGGCGACACUUCGUCUUUCCCGUACAAGAACAAGCAGGGACACCGGUCGGCGCUUCGGAUCUCGCGGAUCGUGUCGGAGACUCUGAGGCUGGGGCCGAAGAGCGUGAGGUGGUUCGUGAUGGGGGACGAUGACACGGUGUUCGUCACCGACAACCUGAUCAGGGUUCUGAGGAAGUACGACCACGAACAGAUGUAUUACAUCGGGAGCUUGUCGGAAUCUCAUCUCCAGAACAUAUUCUUCUCGUACGGAAUGGCGUACGGAGGGGGAGGGUUCGCCAUAAGUUAUCCGCUGGCGAAGGCCCUGGGCAAGAUGCAGGACCGUUGCAUACAGAGGUAUCCGGCGCUGUACGGAUCCGAUGACCGCAUGCAAGCGUGCAUGGCAGAGCUCGGUGUUCCUCUCACCAAAGAACUCGGCUUCCACCAGUACGAUGUCUACGGGAAUCUCUUCGGCCUCCUCGCUGCCCACCCGGUGGCUCCAUUCGUAUCGAUGCACCAUCUCGACGUGGUUGAGCCAAUUUUCCCAAACACGACUCGGGUUAGGGCCCUUAAGCGACUAACAGUCCCGAUGAAACUCGACUCGGCCGGACUUUUCCAGCAAUCGAUAUGCUACGACAAGUACAAGAGCUGGACGAUAUCCGUCUCGUGGGGAUACACAGUUCAGAUAUCCCGCGGGAUUAUAUCGCCUCGGGAAAUGGAAAUGCCGUCUCGAACGUUCUUGAAUUGGUACAAACGGGCAGAUUACACGGCUUACGCUUUCAACACUAGGCCGGUUAGCAGGAAUCCGUGCCAGAAACCGUUUGUUUUCUAUGUCUCGAGUGCUAAACUCGACGUGCAAAUGAACACGACGGUUAGCGAAUACUCGAGACAUCGGGUCCCGAGUCCUGAUUGUCGUUGGAAGAUUGCAAAUCCAGCCGACGUUAAUACCGUCGUCGUGUACAAGAAACCGGAUCCUCAUCUCUGGGAUAGGUCACCAAGGAGGAAUUGUUGCAGAGUGUUGCAAUCGAAGAGGAGUAAUACAUUAUGGAUCAAUGUCGGUUUAUGCAGAGAAGGUGAAGUCACUGAGGUUAAAUAAUUUUCUGUUUUUUUUUUUCUCUCUUGUAAUAUAUUUUUUUAAAUGAAAAAAAUAGUAUUUUUAGUCUC
Molecule: messenger RNA, 1965 nt
Organism: Tarenaya hassleriana
Lineage: Eukaryota; Viridiplantae; Streptophyta; Magnoliopsida; Brassicales; Cleomaceae
Exons: 3
Coding region: 323-1897 (524 amino acids)
Molecular function (GO): acetylglucosaminyltransferase activity
Source: RefSeq, a predicted model, not a curated record